This is a messenger RNA of Calliphora vicina (urban bluebottle blowfly), 7834 nucleotides long. It is a transcript of the gene Sptz, whose product is annotated as Spastizin. Lineage: Eukaryota; Metazoa; Arthropoda; Insecta; Diptera; Calliphoridae. Gene Ontology annotation, cellular component: lysosomal membrane; midbody; centrosome. Gene Ontology annotation, molecular function: metal ion binding; phosphatidylinositol-3-phosphate binding. Gene Ontology annotation, biological process: double-strand break repair via homologous recombination; regulation of cytokinesis; mitotic cytokinesis. The record is from RefSeq and is a predicted model, not a curated record. The coding region runs from base 149 to 7051 and encodes 2300 amino acids. The transcript has 8 exons.
AAGAUCUUAAAAGGGAAAAUGUGUUGUAAACUUUUCAAAUACUUUCCUUUGUUUUGAUGUAAAGUGGGUUGGUGGCCUUAUCUCGAAUCAAAUAUAAUUAGUAGAGUAAAAUAAAAUAUUCGCUCAUCCAUGAAAUAAUUUAGCUAAGAUGGAGAAUUUGGAAAAGCACUACUUGCUAUUGCUGUCCAAGGAGGAACAAGAAUUUAUACAGCUAUAUUUUGAAAGUUUACACUUGGAAAAAAGCUCUAUACACCGUUAUCAAAAACAAAUAUGUGAUCUUUUGCUCAAUAAACCCUAUCCAGUUUUGGACAUUUUACUAUUAAAAUGGACGAAAUUUAAAUACCAAAUUAAACCUGUGCUCCUUAAAGUUUUCGAAGAAUUACUAAAUCGUGUUGCGGCAGAUGGUUUCAAUGCCAAAAUACUGAAAUUUCUUAAUAAAAUUCCUGAAGAAAUUCUACAAAACGGCAUAGAAGGUCAACUUAGAGAGCCACUGCGAAAAUGUUUGCAUGAGGAGGCCAAACUGAAUAGGGAAUUUUAUUUAUCGCUGAUUGGUCGAGAAACAACACAAUCCAUGCAUGAUAUUUUGGAAUUACUCAAAGAGACACAAUGGCAAUAUUUUCAAAAUCCUUUGGGUACAAAAGAAUACACUUUAUACCAGGCUCUAGACAAUAAGGCACAUUUUUUAACAUUGAUUGCCAAUCAAAUAACAGAUUUUAAAGUAAUUCAAGAUGUACAACUGAGAAAUAAUUUAAUUAUUUUAAAAUUAGUACAAGAAUUUUCCAUGACCACACAACUGCUUAGUCAAUUACCCAACGUACAGCAAUGUUUGGAAUAUUUUGAUAUGGAAACGCCGACAGAAGACUUGCGUCCAGUUUAUAAUUAUUUCUACAAAGAUUUUAAACGUUUAACAGUAGUUUUAAAUUAUGUGCAGAAGUUUAAAGACAUGUCCUGCUGCAUUACCGUGCAGGAUAUACUAUUGAAAUCGUCCAAUUUGGAAGUUAUAAAUAAAUACAAGCUUUUAAACAAUUACGAGGAAACCAAAACUUUUAUAGACUCCUAUUAUAUGUGGCAAAAUUCUUUAACUAACUCCAUUAAAGAUUAUGAAUUGGAGACGGUGAGCCACUACUUUAUUUUAGCCUGUGUGUUUAUGAUAAUUGUGACACCUUCCUCUGAGGCUUGUGAAGAGUUUUAUGCUCAAAAACUACAAACAUUAAAUUCUUUGCUAAGACAAAUGAAAAAUUUCGAAUUGCUAUGUCAAAUUUUAGAGGAUACACUCAAGUUUACAUAUUUACGCUGGGAACAUUUGCAAAAGAAUACGGAUGGUGGUAAAAUGUCCAGCAAACUAAUGGUUUCAUCAGAUACUCCCUAUACCGAUGACGAUGUAUUGCCUGAAUCUAGCAGUAAAACGAAAAUCAAAACCAAAUUGCACUUUAAAACUGGUUUCAUAUGCAGAUCUAAAGCUUUUGCCCAUUUAUACAACUUUUUAAAAACUUUUGUUACCAAAAAACUACACUCGGCUGAUUUUAAAAAUGCCUGUACAGAUAAUCAGCAUCGUUUCCAAGAUAUUGUCGACUAUAUAACCGAUAUUUUGUGGAAGUAUUCGUUAUUGGAGAAACUGGAAACUUCACAAAAUCAAGCAAAAAUAAAUAAUGUAGAGAUUUAUUUGGAUCCUGAGUAUUUACCACAUUUCGUUUGCUAUCACUUUGAUGCUUUAGAUCGGCUAUCAAGUGACGAUGAAGAAAAACAAACAAAUUAUCAUAGUCAUUACACCAGUUUAUCGCGUCGCAAGGCAGCCAAAAAACGACGACGUGCUACUUUUAGUGGUGCUAUUCUCAGGCCGAAGGAUGACUUGUCUCUGCAACAGUGUCGUGCUCGAGCAAAUGCUUUAGCCAAUUCCGUUUCAAAUAUCGAUCCGUUAAAACGUUUGGACAGUUGUAAGAGUAAAAGAGAUGUUACUGAGGAACGAAGCAUUGUACUAAAGCUAUUGGAAUCUCCGCAACGUUUAGCAGUGUUGGCUUUGUCUUUGAAAAGUUUUAAUGAUGCCAAGCAAAUAAUUGAGAAUUUCAAUUUACAAAAUUCCCAACUACACACCGAAUUGAAAUAUGUUGAACAACAACAAAAUAUCAAGCAGAAAUUAUCAGUAAUCUAUGAUAAUUAUCAGCGACAAGAGAAACAAACACGCAACUCAAAUGAACCAUUAGCCACCGUAGAACAAAUUCGUAAUGUGGCCGCUAAAGGAUUCGAAGUUUCGAAAAUUAUAAGCGUUAUUGAUAAUUUUGCACAGUCUCAGCGUAUUAAACAAACUGAAGCCGUUAAGGAAUUAAUACAAAAACACAAACAUAAUCCACAAUAUCGCUUUCUAACACAAUUCGAAGAAAGCAAUUUAAAUGCUGUCAUUAUUUGUGAUUUAAUAUUAAAUCUUCCCCUAAAUCGUGAUAUAAUCACCAGUGUUUUAAUGGUUAUAAAACGUCAUCAAUCAAUACAAUCCUCAUUUAAGGAAGUCGAAACCAUGGAAAAAUCUCAAUUACCGAAAAAUAUAGGGCCUCUCAAUUUAUUGGAAAACUUAAAUGAUUGUAUGCGUUUGUUGGAUGGUAAAUCGGUUAGAGAUUUAUUAUGUGACAACACCUACUCCUUGAGGCCUCAAAAAUUAGCAGUAGAAUUGGCACGUGAAAAAAUAUUCGAUGAAAUAUUCUAUAAAACACACGCCGAAUUGAGUCGUUGUGAUGAUUUAAAGUCUUUACUACCACAAUUUCAGAAUCUAGAAUCAAAAUGUAAUUAUUUUCAAAGAUUCUGCAACUAUGUACAUCAUCUGACCAAACUAGUGCAUCUAAGAGAUCCCAAUUGUGAAUAUCAUGUAGAGGAACUAUUGAAAAUUGAUCCGUGUGAUGUGGUGGGUGAAUUGAUAUUCACCUGUGAUAUGACACCUUUGGAAAUUGAGGCCAUUGUUACGGCUCUAAAUUUAAAUCUGGUGCAUGUUAUAGCUUUGAAUAUAUGCCCGGAAAUUGUGGGUAAAUGUGAUUUGAAAAAACGCCAACUAACUGCUCAAAAACAAGCAACAAUUUUCAAUUAUAUAGCCAACUAUAAUCGUCUGUUGGUGUAUUUGCUGAAAGGCAUUAACAAUAAGGAUCAUUUUACAAAAGAUGACACCAAUAUAGAUUCCACAUAUUUGGAACGUAUUUUGUGUAUGAGUGAAAUUGCAAGAUUGUCUUCACUGUAUGGUGGCAAUAAGAUAAUUGCUACUUUGCGAUGUGAUAAUGUUAAUAUGAAGCUAUUGGAAAAGAUUGAAUCGAAAAAGGAACAAUUGGAAUUAUUGCAACUUGAUAUUGGAAUACAAGAACCCAAAAUUAUGAAAUCGAAACGUAUCGACUCUUUGAUCAUGGAUCUAAUACAAGAAGAUGCCAAAAAUAUUUACUUAUCACCAAGAAUCCAUGACAUUGGUGUCAGAGCGAAUUUAAUACACAAAAAUUUCACUAAAAUAGCCACAACGCGCUUGGCCAAAGAACUAAUCGAAACCACGCUACAACAUCGAGAAGCAGUUCAGAAAAUUCCUAAGAGUUUAAGACAUCAAUUGGAAGCAACAUUGAUCGAUAUUACUAUCUAUGCUAAAGUUUCGGAAGUAAUGCAAUUCGAAACUUGGCCUCAGGCAUAUGAUUUUGGUUUGAAAACUCCCAGUACCAUAUUUGAACGUCUGCUUCAAUUACAUCUCUAUAAAUUGUGUUAUGAAUGGUGUAAGGUUGUUAAAUUGGCCGACAAUUUUAAGCCUCAACGUAAACACUUCCUAAAUAUACUUCUAAAUGCCCUGACCGACAUGAGCGAUGAACAACAAUCACAAGAAAUGCAUUUAAAUACAUACGAAUACUUACUGCACAUUUUAGAAACAUUUCCGGAAAUUGAUUGUAUUGCUUUCUUGGACACGAAUAAGGACAAGUUUCGUUCAAUGAUUUUGUUAAAAUAUUCUAUAAAUUUCUUGGAACGCUUAGCAAAGUCUGGCGAUAAAGAAAUGUACAAAAAUUAUAAAAUUUCUAUAAUAAUUUUUGAACAAUUAACACCUAGUAUACGACAACAAUUUUGGAAUUUAUUAAAAUUUCCACUGUUGAUCGUUGAACAGUUAAUAAUGAAUGCCAAAUUUGAGAUUCUAACUAAAGUUUUGCAGGCUGUGCGCAAAGAAUUGAACAGAGAGAUGGUGCCUACUGACUUGGCUGAUUCGAAAAAAUUAUGCCCUUUUUGCUUUGAUAAAAAUGGCAAUAUCUAUGAUUUGCAUGCCAAAAACAAUUCUCCCUUGAAGACAAGUUUUCAAUUGGGUUCGUUGGAAAGUACAAACGCCUCUGCUUUCAUAUUGCUUAAUUUUAAUCUCUACCAAAAAGAUCAUUUCAUUACCAAUGAUUGCAUAGAUCUUUUGUUGCGCAUUUAUGCAACUAAAGCUUUGGAUUAUCAGAUAUCUGAUACGUCUUCGUCCUCGGAACCUUGUUCUCAAAGUACUUGUGACAUGCAACAAUCGCUGGAUUCUUUGUGUGGCGCUUUUCAAAUGCCCCAUCAGGCACCCACACGAGUCGAAUGGACCAGAGAUGAGGAGGCCACACACUGUAUGUGUUGUCGUCGUGCUGCUUUUACUAUGCUAAUGCGGCGCCAUCAUUGUCGUCGUUGUGGCCGAGUCGUUUGCUUUGCCUGCUCUACCCAUCGUAUGCGUAUACCCGAACUCUAUGAGGAUGUUGAUGUACGCAUUUGUAAUGAUUGUCAUCGUGUGUCUGAGGAUUAUCAGCAGCGUAAAUCAAAUCGUGACUCUUCAACGGCUCAAGCCGAAGAUGUUGAGAAUAUUCCGGUGAAAUCGCGUACCAAGCCAGGCGAACGUUUCAAGUGGAAAUUGAGCGGUAAUAUAACACAUGAUAAGCUAUUACGCGAAGAAUUUUGCUAUGAACAUGCACCCAGUGUGGCGUUGUGUCUAUCGAUUUUGGAUUAUCAUUUGGGCAAGCAAAAGUGUGUGGACUUGUUGUUGUUUCAUUGUCGUAAAUUGGAGAAGUUGAUUGUUCCCAAUCCAGAGGUGGACUAUGAAUUGGUGGCAAAAAUGAUGAACUGUCUAGCGUUGGCAGCAAAGGUACGCGGUGCACCAGCAGAAGUUGAAACUAUAAGAGAACAUUCCGAAAUUAUAAUAUCAGUGGUACAAAAUGGCUGUGAAUCUCUUAUACCACCGGAUCCUCUAAAUAAUCAUGGCUUACGUAAAUUAGCCGACUCAUUGGUGCAAGCCGAACGUUGGGAUUUGGCUUUAGAAGUCCAUCUUAAAUGUGGAUUUUCAACAGCGGGUGUUAUGGCCGCUCAUGGUUUGUCCUGUUUGCGUGUAGGAUGCUAUGACACGGCCCGUGAAAAAUUUUACCACUGUAUGCCCAAACUAACUAAUGAAACCACAAAUACCGCCAUAUGUAAAGUUAUAUUCAACACCAAACUUAUACCCUCAACAAAUGGCAACUUUGACAACAUUUUGGGCCUAACCAAAGAUCAUGACAUCACCUUGAUACGCCGACCACAACAUGGUCCUCCACUGUUGCAGGAAAUUUUAAAAUUAAUCGAAUCUACACCAUUAAAUAAGACACAACCAGAAACCUUGCAACGUGCUUCCAUUAUACGAAGUUCAAAUACUUCUUUAGUGUCAUUGCUAUCCAGACGUAAGGAAACCUAUGUAAAGCGAAUGCAUGAACCAGCCUUGAAUAUAUUAAAUACAUUGGCUUCUUUAAAACGCAUUAGUACAAACAGUGAUACCCCGAUAAAACGUAAAAUAUUAUUCCGUAAAACUCGCGGCUUUGAGGAAUGUGUUUAUUAUGUUUUAACUUAUGGAUCUCAUGCUGAUGUUUUAAAAUUCCUUAUGCAACACAAUGACAUAAUGGCCACUUUGAAAUAUUUCAUAUUGCAAAACCUAGAACCUGAACUUUUUAUACAGCACAUAUUACUCGAACAAUUGAAAAACGGACAAAUGCCUCAACUGGUCAGCCACUUGCAAGAGUUUGACAGUCGUUUGUCACUAUGGCGUACGGUAUUGCUACAGGCCUGCCGUUACUUAGAGACACAAAAUCAUCUUAACUCUCUCUAUCAAUUACAAUUGCUGUUAAAUGAUCCCAUUAGAGCUUCUAUGACAUGUGUCAAAUUUUACACUAUGAAUUGUGAUAAUUUCCAGCAACAACAUACCAAUUCCCAGCAUUUACAUAAUGCCCAUCUGCACUUGCAAACUGAACUGGAGAUUUCGAAAUGGGAGAAUAUAAGCUUUAAUGCGAGUAAAUCAUCGUCAUCAUCUCAAAAGAACGGCAACACAAGUCGUAGAUCAAGUUCUGCCAGCAAUACCCCCUCUAUGGGUGGUGGAAAUUUGCAAAUGCAAAUGGAUGCCCGUUCGCUUAAUUCACAUAUAAAUACGAUUUUGAAACAGUUGGAUGUGGCAAAGUUUUUGGCGAAAUGUGAGGUGGAAAAUAGUAGCGAUGAUGUUUUGAUAACGGAGAAAUUUUUAAAGCAGAUACGCAUAGAUUCCAACAAAACAUUACCAACCCUGUUCGAUAGGGUCCAGGAAAAAAUACAAAUUUGCAUUUUAAUACUUUUAUGUGGCAAAAACAUUGAUGAAGGUUUUGGCUUAGCCUACAGAAUUAUACAAGAUUAUAAACUACCACCGAUUAAAAUAUUUGCUGCCACCGCCAAGGUCCUAGCCCGUAAUCAACGUCUACAUGAUGUCGACAAACUCUUGAAUUGCAUUACCAGCAAUAAUGGCGUUAGUACGCGCGACAUUGAUGAAAUCCUUAGUGUAGCCAUUAAUUCGGCCACCAAUAAUCAUGAACCGGAUGUGAAAACGGCACUCGAUAAUUUAGCCAAAAAGAUAAAUAGUGUUGAGUUGAGAAUAUCUUCGCACAUAUUUAUCGGACAAUUGAAAUCGGCCUAUUUGCUGGCAAAUAAAUACAAACGUUUGUCGGACAUACGCAAGAUAUUGCGACAGGCCGAAGCAACGAAUCAGAUACACAUUAAAAAAUUAUGUGAAAAGAAACUACAAAUGAGUAUGUCGGGUACAACUCAGACAAAUUGAAUGGCAAAACGUUUAGCGUGUGAUAAAUGGGACAAUAUUGCAAUUGAUUGUCAUUUUCUUUUUCGUUAUACAUAUUAUUAUUCUAAUUUAUAACUGUUUCUCGUAAAAAAAUAUAUCGCUCAUUUGCUGCAACAACUUCAUAACUCAAAAUCCGGGUGAUUUGAACUGAGUUAUACAAAAUAUGCGCCGUUCUUUAAUCUUUCAUAUAGUUUUAUCAGUUUUAAAAAAAGUAAAUUAUUUUUUUGUAUGAGAGUGUUUUUUCAUUGUAAACGUCAAAAUUAAAAUUCAUGUUUUCUCGUAUAUUUGACAAGUACAAAUUUGGUUUAAAUACAGAUUAGAAAGAUAUUAAUAUCAGGGUUUAUUUCUGAAAUCGCAUGAUUUGUUGAAAAUUUAUUUAAGAAAUAGUAAAAUGUUAUAAAACAUUCAAAGCCGUUUUUCUCGAAACGACUUUUUUUGAAUUAUGACGUUGUUGCAGCAAAUGAGCGAUAUGUAUAAUAGCUGUGUUUUUUUGUUAACGUUUAUAGAUAUUUUCAUACUAAUUUUAUUUUAAAUUUAUAUACAAUACGUUAAGACUUAACAUGUAAAAUUAUGCAAGUUAACUUUAAUCAUAGAGAAAUAUACAAAUAAAGAAUGCGAAAUUAAUAUUAUAUUUUUAUACAGAAAUUGUGCAAAAUUAUAAUCUAGAAUUUCUGUAUUAAUGUGAAGUGAUAACACCCAACGAUAGCGAUAAAACACAGCUAUUAUUAAUUAAAAAUAAAUAUACAAUUUUAUACAAAUAAUAAA